AUCCCGUGAUGUUCUCGCAGUCUUAGCUUAGCAUCGGAAUGACUACUGAGUCUUUCUCGAGUUACCCAAACUAACCCUGCUCGUUUCUAUUUGUUCUUCUCGUGUCAGUCGCGCCUCGCCGGGAGCCGCCAUCAUGAGUUCAGCGGCGAGGACGUGGAUGAAGUGUCCCUCCGGACCCGACGGGAUGCCGCCGCUCGGCUAGCCUCUCCGGAGCCUCCAGGUCAGACUGCAGCGCUACCCCGGCUAGCAGCCUCUUUUUAAUGCGGCCGACCGAUUAGGUUCAGCUGCUCGAAACGCUGAACUAUGGCGGGGUUGGUGUUGGAGCGACUGUCAGAUUUCGGGGACUAUUCUGGACAUGAGGAGCUGACUGACGUCCUGAACGUGACGGACAGCCUGGGGAACGUUCGCCUGAGCCCGAAAGCAAGGCACAUCCAUAUCAUCCUCCGCAAGCCUGAUGUCGGUCUUGUGACUUUUGACAAGUAUGAAAGAACACAUCUGGCUCAGCAGCAGAAGAGGCUGGAGCUGCGGCUGGCAGGGUCAGUGCCUGUGGUGGACGUUUUGUACCUGGACUAUCAUAACAACAACAACAACAAUAACAACAACAGCAGGGGGGCUGCUGUCGUCGCAGUGGUGUUUGAGAAUGGAAAAGCCGAGUUUUGGAAAUUCCAGGAGUGUAAAGCUGGCUGGCAUCUCCUGCAAUCAUCAGAUUUAUGCAACAGCCCCCGAGCCAGAGUGGUGUCUGUUUGUGUUUGCAGUAAUCUGAUCAUCUGGUGUGAGGAGCGGCCGCCCUCAGAGAGCUCCACCAGGAACAAGCUGACAUACUGUAUUUGCAGACGUGAUUUUGAGGUGGAGGAGGGGGCUGUCAUCCUGGGUGGGGUGAAGAUCGCCCUCCACAACAACCCCAAAUUCACUGUCAUCGCCUCCGGUGAAUAUGUCCACCUUCUGCCUGACUUGAAAGCGAAGCCGCUGUCGAGCAUCUCCAAGUUCUUCCUCUCCUGGUCCUCUCGCCAAGACUCCUUCACAGUCAGCUCCACGUGUAAAAACACACCCCUGAAAAGGUUUUCAGCCAAAGAGUCUGACUUCAAGAAGCUGGUGACGGAUUGUUUAGGAUAUUUAUCAGCUCUGGAUCCUCCUGAGAUCUACAGCUUUGCUCCGACAGCCUGCGGAGGCCUGCUCCUCUUCCUCAGCACAGGCUGGCUCUGUCUGCUGCAGAAAGAUGGGAUUUUGCGACACAUAUACAAACUGGACGACAAUUAUUUGGUGAAAUAUGGAGCUCACACCAGCCUGUGUUUGUAUGGGGACAUGUUGGCUUUUCUGACGGGACAAAAUCUGCAUAUAAUAGACUUGAACUGUGGCAGGGAGCUGGAAAAGACGGCGUUGAAGAGAGAAGGAUUGUUAUAUCCAAACCAAGCUGAAAAGUGGAUGCCUUACCUGCUCUCAGAAACUGGACUUUAUGUUUUAGUCAACAAGGAGACGGACUUUAAAGACUUCAGCCCAAAGAUGAGAGCGUCUGGUCUCGGUGCAGCCGAAGGCGUUCACCCUGGAGCCCUGCUGGUAGAGGCCGUCUUUGAAGAGGCUUGUGCUUACUACCAGCAGCGGAGUCUGAGCAGCACACAGCUCACAGUGGAAACACUGAAGAAGGGAGGCCGGUUCCAGGCGCCCAUCUCUUUAGCCUCCAUCCUGAGGGGCUACCUCAACACACGGCUGAGGCAGAGAGGAGGAGAACUGCCCCGGAACGGUGAAGCGGGAUUUAUUUUGGGGCAAGAGAAGCUCAUGCUCUCCCUGGAGCCUGAACUCAAAGUUCUUGUUUCUCUGGAGGAGAUGAAGGGGAGAUUACUGAGGGGGAGUGACAAAGAGGUGGAGGUGAUGUGUGAGAACCUGGUAGAGAAAGAAGUGGAAAGGCUUCUGUCUUCCUCUGAGCUGGAUAAAGGCGCUCUGCUCUACCUCAACUCCAUCUUCAGCCUGUUCCCCUCCGAAGCGUGGAGCGCAACACAGGCUGCUCUCCAGCUGCAUUCCAACGGAGAUGGCCGUCUGAGCAGCAAUGCCCCCCCAGACUUAUGGAAGACCGUCCUCAGUACUGCCUCCAGCCCCUCGGCCUUCACAAAUGGCGGCCCGAAACACAAUCACAGCUUUAAAAGUGAUCACAUCUCCAACUGUAAGACCAAACCCUCGGGCCACACUCCCUCAGCUGCCCUGCCGGUGUUCGAGCUCCUCUGCCAGUCGGUUUUUCGCUUCCAGCCAACCUGGCUUCCGGGAUUCCUGGAACUGGCCCAGCAGCAGCAGGGCUCGGCAGGCCUGGGCCUGAGCCUGGCCACAUCUUCAUGGAGCUUUUCCAGCGGACGGGGAGGGGAACGCGUGGAGAGCAACGUGCCGCUCUACAAGCGAGCGCUUUGCACCUUGUCCAGCUUGAACCCGGACAGAGAGCAGCAGCAGGACUUGGAGGUGGAGCUGCUGCUGGUCAGCGGGCGGCCCAACGCCGUCCUGCAGGCGCUGAGGAUACUCAUGAGCAAGCGGCAGUGGGAACGAGCCACCCGGGUGGCCCACAAGUUCUGUAAACAGAGCCCGCUGCUCAACAAGGAGAUCUUCACAACCCUGCUGUGUGAGGUGGCUCAGCACAGAGACCUGGACCCCUACCUCAACCUGCUGUGGGACCUUUGCCCGGAGGACUUCACCGUCACCACCAUCCUCAACCUGGUGCUGAAAAACCUGCCCUCUCCCACCUCCUCCUCCUCCUCCUCCUCCUCCUCCUCCUCCUGUGGAGACCCUUCGCCUCCCGCUCCGUUCUCUGACUCACACAGCAGCCAGCUGACCGUCGGCCUGCUGAAGCCCCUGCUCAGGAAAGUCCUCCAGAGGGAGACCAAACCGAGCCAGCGCUACGUCGACAUCCUGCAGUCGCCCUCGUUCCCUCCUCCGGCCCUCCCGCGCCAGCCGCUGGAUCAGCGCGGCGCCGCUUCAGAACACGCCGCGGACCCGGCUCCGUGCAGCAGCACCGCUGCUCUCACACAAACCCCCGAGCAGCACACACACACAAACAUACAAACAGCCGGGGUGGCUCUACCUGCAAACCAGGUCUGAGUUUUAUAACCAUGAGCCAAAUUUUCUCUUAUCUGACCAAAGUCUUCUCCGACAAUCAUCAUAAAACAGAAUGACAUCAGUGUUUCCAGUGCGAUGCAGCUAAUUGUCAUGCCACUGGAAUUCUUAGUUGUGUUAUGACUACUAAUGAUAAUGAAAUGACUACUGAGGAUCCUACUAGUGUAAAUACUGAAGGUGGUUUUAGGUCUUACUGUGUAAAUAGUGUAUAUGUGAUCUUAUUUAUCCUUUAGGCCUUAAUUGCAUGUGAACGUGCUUGUUCCUUAACAAUACCAACAUAUGAUCAAAAGUAUGAAUAUAUUGUGUUAACACAAGCGCUCGGACACGGUCUGUGGCCUUAAUGCUGCCUUUUCUAAUUGAGCUGCCUUUCAUUUGCUGGAGUGUGUUCAUGCAGUGUUCACUUUGUUGUGUGUUUCCAGACACACUGGCCUUUGUGUUUGAAUGUUUGCUUUAAGUGAGGUAUGUUUUUGGAUGAGGAGGAGGAAGUUGGUUCAUCUCUCUCUAACUUUUACUUUCACAUUUGAAUACAGUGAAUCAGCGCAGCACUGGAUACUAAUCUGGUUUUAUUUACCUCCUCCUCGCUCCCACUGUAAACCAAAAGUAAAAGCGGUCGGCCUGCCUGGCUUUUUGCUUCUUUUUUCCUCUCCUCCUCGGCUCCGUCUUGUCCUUUCAGCUCGACUCACAAGACAUUCCUAACAGAGUAAUCAGUAAGAGUGACUCACAGUGCGACUUUUAAUUCGGUUUGCUCUGUAAUUCUGUUAGGACUUAAGUGUGUAGGACAUAUGACCAAGGCAGCCCUCCUGCUGCAUUCCUCGUACGUCCUUCUUCAUGGACCCGACGAGGGUAAUGCUGUUAGAGAUGAUAGGCUCUCUCUUCUCUGGCUCCUGCACUUUAGUAUCCCACCAGUCAGUAUUCUGUGUCCCGUUUCUUGAAAUCAUCAUUAGCCGUUUAUUCUUUACAGGACUUGAGAGACUUCAGCAAAGUUCACUCAAGACGCUGCAUGUUGUGGUCCUAAGAAAUUCAGAGACGUAUUUCAGUGUUCAGUGACAGUCGCCUUCAAACGGUGCCGAAUGCUCCGAGUGCCUUUCACAGCGCCGCUUCAAUUUGCAGCACAGUGGCACAUUUCUGCCGUGCCUCUUUUGCUUCAUUUGUAUUCUGGGGAG
This is a messenger RNA of Salarias fasciatus (jewelled blenny), 4253 nucleotides long. RefSeq names its product HPS6 biogenesis of lysosomal organelles complex 2 subunit 3 (gene hps6). Gene Ontology annotation, cellular component: BLOC-2 complex; lysosomal membrane. Lineage: Eukaryota; Metazoa; Chordata; Actinopteri; Blenniiformes; Blenniidae. The transcript has a single exon. Bases 304 to 3075 code for a protein of 923 amino acids. The record is from RefSeq and is a predicted model, not a curated record. Gene Ontology annotation, biological process: protein localization to membrane; organelle organization; lysosome localization.